This is a messenger RNA of Microthlaspi erraticum, 1851 nucleotides long. Lineage: Eukaryota; Viridiplantae; Streptophyta; Magnoliopsida; Brassicales; Brassicaceae. The record is from the annotation of a GenBank genome assembly.
AUGGCAGAUUCUCCAAACGGCAAGUCUUUUAUCUUCUGCUUCUCCUUCUUUGUAUCGGUUAGUUUGCUUUUCCUAUCUCCGUGUUACUCGGAUACAUCUCCGGUCGUCGCCGCCUCCGAGUCCGAUCCGAUUCCUUACGAGAACCCAGUUGCUUCUCCGGGAGUCGAAUCCGACAGGCAAAGUGUUUCAUUGCAUAGACUAGAGGAACUCGUUAGGAAUCUUACGGAAGUAGUUGCUAGAUUAGAAGCUAGGUUAUCUGAAACUCCGUUUAAAGAGAUCAUCAGCCGUGACGAGAUCGAAGAAGAAGAGGAAGAAGGGAUUCGAGAGAAAGCCAAGGCGUUCUCCGUGACAAAGUACAGUCCUUUCUGGUCAGAGAGAUUCGAAUUCACAUCCGCCGUGAAACUAAACUCCGACGCCACCUGUAUCAACGUCUUGCCGUUCCGAGAUCACGAAGGUCUAAGCAAGUAUUUCGCAGUCGGGGACUCAAGCGGCAGACUUUACGUCUUCCUCCGAAACGGUGACGUCUUGGUCGAGUUUCACACCACCUGCGAUUCGCCGAUCACGGCGAUGGUCUCUUACAUGUCUGUGUAUAAAAACGAGAGCUUUGUGGUGACCGGCCAUCAAAACGGAGUCGUUUUGUUGCAUAGACUCCGUGAAGAAGAUUCGAAUUCCGCCGCGAUGGAAAACGUCGGCAAGUUCGACGGCACGGAGGACGGUUUGCAAGUGACUCUGCUAGAAGUGCACCAUGUGGGUCGGGUUAGGUAUAUAUUGGCGACGGAUCUAACCGGAAAGCUAACGGUUUUCACCGAGAACAGAACGGUUUACGGCUCUGUAACCCCGUCGAGCAGACCGCUUGUCUUCUUGAAGCAGAGGCUGCUGUUUCUCACCGAGACCGGAGCUGGCUCGUUGGAUUUAAGAAGCAUGAAGAUCAGAGAAUCGGAGUGCGAAGGCUUAAACCAUUCUCUAGCGAGAAGUUACGUUUUCGACGCGACGGAGCGGUCCAAAGCCUACGGAUUCACGUCGGAAGGCGAAGUCAUCCACGUGUUGCUUUUGGGAGACAUCAUGAACUUCAAAUGCAGAGUGAGGUCGAAGAAGAAGUUCCAAAUGGAAGAGCCCGUCGCGUUGCAAGCCAUCAAAGGGUAUCUUCUUGUGAUCAGCCAAGAGAAAGUCUUUGUGUACAACGUGUCGACUCAGCAUUACGUUAGAACCACCGGUCCUCGGCUUCUUUUCCCGGCGGCGUUGGAGGACAUCAGGUCGACGUUCUUGAGCCAACGAGAGUCGUUUAAAACCAAUCACCACCACCGGAGAUUGGAAAAGGUAACACCUUUGAUAGCCAGCGACCGGGAAAAGCUUCUUGUGAUGGGUUUAGGAGACGGUUACAUAGCUACGUACAAGUCAAAGCUUCCGGUUACAAAAGGAGAUUUCAACACAAUGCUUUGGAGCAGUCCUGUCUUCUUCUUCAUUCUGUUUCUGUUCGCCGCGUGGCAUUUCUUUGCUAAGAAGAAAGAGUCUCUCACUGCUUGGGGACCAGACGAUCCUUUCGCCUCCUCCACGACAGUACCUUCUUUCGCUGAGCCGUCUAGGGGAAAUAAUGAUGAUCUCAUGGAUCUUAGAAGAAGAUACGUUUCUCCGUCUCGGUACCCUCCCGGAGCAGCAGCUGGUACUUACAGAUCAGUUGCCUCUAACGACCCGAGGUCCAGAGCUCCGGUUGAUACCAGUACUAACUACAGAACAACCCCACAGGAGAUGAAGUAUCGUGGUGGUGCGUCAGGUCUUGAUUCUGGUGGGUUCGGUCAAAGAAGAGAGAGCUUAUUUGGUAGUAGUAACAAAGCUUUAGACGACGAAAGUUAA